Messenger RNA from Heterostelium album PN500, 327 nucleotides. RefSeq lists its product as uncharacterized. Bases 1 to 327 code for a protein of 108 amino acids. The transcript has 2 exons. The record is from RefSeq and is a predicted model, not a curated record. NCBI's taxonomy places the organism in Eukaryota, Evosea, Eumycetozoa, Acytosteliales, Acytosteliaceae.
AUGGAGACACAUCCUGCAAGAUUAGUUCAUAGUACAAUAGAGGAUAAUUUAAUCAAUAUUAAGAAUAAGCGGACCCUUUUUGGAUCUCCAAGUGAAAGAAAUCCACAAAACAGGGAUUAUGGAAAUAAGGAUAUUGGUGCUCAUUGUCAUGUUCACAUCUUUAGUGAUGAAAUUCCCCUCAAAAAUUUAGAUAAAGAAAAAGAAGAAGAUGAUAAAGAAUCAGAUGAUGAUAACGUUGACAACCCCGAAGAUGAUACUGUUAGAAAUCUUAACCUAGAUUUUAAUAAUUUGGUACUCUCAGGGCAAGAAACCUGUCCUAAAUGCUAG